AUGCCAGCCUUGAAACGCAAAGCCGCUCCAACUGAAAGCGACGGCAUAACCCUUAAUAAAGACAAAUGUGAAGAGGUAGACGUGGCAGAAGAGGCGGCCGCAUCUCCCUCGGCCGUAAAGCGUCGCAAGGUCGAUGAGCACAAAGUCAAGCUCGACUACGCCGAUCUCAGUCGCUUUCAGGAGUCGCGCAUUGCAGAAGAACACGGCAUCGUCGAGCGCAACUUCUAUCCACCUGUCAUGAGCUUGAAACGCGCGAAAAAGUACGCGACUGGCGAGAUCGAGAAGCCCUUUACGACGUUAAAGAAAGCCUUGGCCGAAACGAAACAGCAAAGAGAUGUGAUUGAGAUUGGCGAUGCUGUGAUACAUUGGUUCAGGAUGGACAUGCGUCUCGGGGACAACAAAGCACUUUCCCUCGCAGCAGAAAAGGCAAAAAGCAAAGGAGUGCCGUUGAUUUGUAUCUACAUUCUUUCGCCGCAGGACUUCAGAGCGCACUUUACGGCGCCGGUAAGAGUGGACUUCCUGCUGAGGAAUUUGGAAGUGGUACAGCGAGACUUGGCCUUGCUGGAUAUUCCGCUGUAUAUGGAGACAGUGGACAAGAGAAAGCGCAUCCCAGCACGUUUGGUCGAGUUGUGCAAGGAAUGGGAAGUGAAGCACGUGUUCGCCAAUAUGGAAUAUGAAGUCGAUGAGCUGCGCCGCGACGCUACUAUAGUGCGAGAGUGUGCAGCAGCUGGAAUUGCUUUCGAUGUCCUGCACGACGGCUGUAUCGUAGAACCUGGGAUGCUAACGACUAACGCUGGAGGACAAAUAUCUGUCUACUCACCAUGGUACAGAAAAUGGUGCAAAUACAUUGCCGACCAUCCAGAUACUCUCAAGGAAUAUUCAAGACCCGAACAAAAUCCACCUGAAGCACGGCAGAAAUACAAAGCGCUCUUCGACGUACCCAUCCCUCCGGUCCCAGAAGACAGACAACUAACCGACGAAGAAAAGGAACGCUUCCACGGCCUCUGGCCCGUCGGUGAAGACGAAGCAAUGGCCCGCCUAAACAAAUUCAUCAAAGAACGCAUCAAAGUCUACCACACGAACCGCAACCUCCCAGCAGGAAACCACACCUCGGCAAUCAGCCCUCACCUCACAGCCGGCACCCUCGCCGCACGAACAUGCGUCCGCGAAAGCCUCAAAGCAAUCAACAAGACAGUCCCAACCGACGACCGCGAAAAUGGUUCCAUGAAAUGGAUCGGAGAAGUCGCCUGGCGAGACUUUUACCGGCACGUCCUCUGUGCAUGGCCGUAUAUCUGCAUGAACGUCCCUUUCAAGCCCGAGUACAAUAACAUCGAAUGGGAAUAUAACGAAGAGCAGUUCACGGCCUGGAAAGAAGGCAAGACCGGGUAUCCCAUCAUCGACGCCGCGAUGCGCCAGGUCAAACACAUGGCCUACAUGCACAACCGUGUACGAAUGAACACCGCCUCCUUCCUCGCAAAACACCUCAUGAUCGACUGGCGCAUGGGCGAGCGCUACUUCAUGGAAAACCUCAUCGAUGGUGACUUCGCAUCCAAUAACGGCGGAUGGGGGUUCUGUGCAUCUUGCGGUGUCGAUCCGCAGCCAUAUUUCCGCAUUUUCAAUCCUCUGCUGCAGAGUGAGAAGUUUGACGAGAGUGGUGAGUAUAUUAGGAAGUGGGUGCCGGAAUUGAAAGAUGUUAAGGGGAAAGCGAUACAUGAUCCUUAUAGUCGUGGGGCGGGUGCUAUUGCGAGUAAGAACGGGUAUCCGAAACCGAUUGUGAAUCAUAAGGAGAGUCGGGAGAGGUGUUUGGCGAGGUAUAAGGCCGGGAUUGGGAGGGCUACGGCGUGA
This is a messenger RNA of Lithohypha guttulata, 1845 nucleotides long. RefSeq names its product DNA photolyase phr1 (gene PHR1). The record is from RefSeq and is a predicted model, not a curated record. Gene Ontology annotation, cellular component: cytoplasm; nucleus. Gene Ontology annotation, molecular function: FAD binding; deoxyribodipyrimidine photo-lyase activity; DNA binding. The transcript has a single exon. The coding region runs from base 1 to 1845 and encodes 614 amino acids. Gene Ontology annotation, biological process: circadian regulation of gene expression; entrainment of circadian clock by photoperiod. NCBI's taxonomy places the organism in Eukaryota, Fungi, Ascomycota, Eurotiomycetes, Chaetothyriales, Trichomeriaceae.